AUGAUUAUUCAGCUGUACAUGUUUAAAUUGAUUAUCUCCUACCACAUUUUAAAUUAUCAUUCAAUCGAUUAAAAUGAAUGUUUAAUUGUAAACAUAUAAGGUGUACAAAAUGAGAAGUGUAUUUGUUAUGAAGAAAUAACAAAUUUUGGAUCAAAAUAAAACUGCAAUGUUAAUAGUUCUUAAUCUAUUAGGAAUACUCAAAUCAUUGAAAUUUCUCAUAUUGAAUCUUAAGCUAGAAUAAUAGUAUCAAGUACAGCCAAUCAAGAACUCUCAGAUGAAUCCUAUUUAUUUAGAAAUGUCUAACUCUUUUUGUAUAGAUGUCAUAAAACUUGUUCAGGCGAAAGAAAAGAUUAGUGUAAAACUUGUUAUACGCAAUUUAUCACUUCUACAAAUUAAUGUGAACCUUGUAAGAAUGGAGGAAAUGAAGAUUUUCUUGAUAUUCAAGCUGCGAAAUGUGUAUAAUAAUGA
Molecule: messenger RNA, 468 nt
Organism: Paramecium sonneborni
Lineage: Eukaryota; Ciliophora; Oligohymenophorea; Peniculida; Parameciidae
Source: the annotation of a GenBank genome assembly